CAGGCUGGGGCUGGCCCUGGGCCUGCUGGCCGCCCUGGCCGCGGUGAAAUACUAUCGGGACGCCGAGGCGGCCCGGCGGCAGGAGAUGGCCUUGAAGUCUCUGGGGAACGAGGGGCUUUUUCUCUUCUCCUCUCUGGACACUAACAAUGAUCUGUACAUUAGCCCUGAGGAGUUCAAGCCGAUAGCAGAGAAAUUAAUAGGUGUUACUCCUGUCUUCGAAUUUGAAGAGGAAGAGACACUGGAUCCCAGUGGGGAGACGCUAUCAAUUGUUGCUAAAUUCCAGCCCCUGGUCAUGGAAACAAUGACAAAGAGCAAAGAUGGUUUCCUAGGAAUUUCUCAUAUUGCUCUGUCUGGCCUACGGAACUGGACAGCCCCAGCAGCCCCUAUAAGCAUGAUGUUUGCCAGGCAAUUCAAAGCCUUUCUUCCCCCAAAGAAUAAGAUAGAACUCGGUGAUCCCUGGUGGAUAAUCCCAAGCGAAUUAAACAUCUUCACUGGCUACCUUUCCAAUAACCGGUUUUACCCUCCGGUCCCCAAGGGCAAAGAAAUUGUGAUCCACAAACUUUUGAGUAUGUUCCACCCUCGUCCAUUUGUAAAAACUCGCUUUGCCCCUCAAGGAGCUGUGGCCUGCAUCCAGGCAAUCAGUGAGUUCUACUAUAUUGUAGCGUUCAGGAUCCAUGCCGAGUUCCAGCUGAAUGAACCUCCAGACUUCCCUUUCUGGUUUUCCCCUGGCCAGUUCACAGGCCACAUCAUCUUCUCCAAGGAUUCCUCCCAUGUUCGAGAGUUCAAGCUCUUUGUCCCUAACAAGAGGUCUCUCAAUGUUGACAUGGAAUGGCUGUAUGGGGCGAGCGAAAGCAGCAACAUGGAAGUGGAUAUAGGUUACCUACCUCAGAUGGAAUUAGAAUCUUCAGGGCCGUCCAUCCCUUCUGUGAUUCGUGACGAAAAUGGCAAUGUGAUGGACAGCCGAGACCCUGCGGGGGAGCCAAUUCAGUUUGUGUUUGAAGAGAUCAACUGGCAGCGUGAAAUAACUUGGGAAGAGGCAGCCCAGAAACUGGAAGUUGCCAUGUACCCGUUUAAGAAGGUUUCGUACCUUCCCUUUACACAGGCUUUUGACAGAGCGAAAGCUGAGAACAAACUGGUGCACUCCAUCCUGCUGUGGGGCGCCUUGGACGACCAAUCCUGCUGAGGUUCGGGGCGAACUCUCCGGGAGACCGUCCUGGAAAGUUCGCCCAUCCUUGCUCUGCUGAACGAGAGCUUUGUCAGUAGUUGGUCACUGGUGAAGGAAUUAGAAGAGCUACAGACUAAGAGGCAAAAUGAAUUCUACAGCAGACUGGCUGACCUGCAUCUAGAGAAAUAUAACUUCCCUGUGGAGAUGAUGAUCUGCCUUCCCAACGGAACAGUGAUUCACCAUAUCAAUGCCAACUAUUUCCUGGAUAUUACUUCUAUGAAGCCUGAAGAAGCUGAGAGCAGCAUCUUUAGCUUCUCAACCAAUUUUGAAGAUCCUUCCACUGCAACCUACCUCCAGUUCCUGAAGGAAGGACUGCAAAGAGCCAAACGGUUCCUGCAGACCUAAGAAAAAAAGGGCAAGUGAACACCCAGCAGAGAUGGCCAAAGACUUUAGAAUUCUUCUAUUUUGAUUACGGCAAUAGUUCCUAAUCUAUAGACUGGACAUGGUACUGAUACUAAAAUGUAAAGGAUUCUAGGACUGGAGUCUUGGUCUGAAUAGUAGGACUGUAGAUUCUAGAAUACAUCUUUUUUUAGUGCUUUAAUUUCACUUAACUUACCCUUCUGAGUUUAGGAAACUUCUACAGGAGCUGAAAUACUUUAAUUUAUAAACUUAAUACACUGUUUUUGCAUAUGUCUCAAAGUCUGAUCUGUUACCGGUUCUCCUACUUUCUGUCUUUGGUUAAAAGAUUGUGUAUAGUAAAACUCCUGUUAUAGCUACAUUGACUGAAAAUCAGAAAUGCUUGUUAUCUAGGGCCUAAUUUCAAACUCUCAUUACUCUUGCUGAACAGCACCAUGCAAUAGUCUCAAUGAAAUUAAGUGCUUAUGUUAAGUGCUACUCUACAUGAAUAAGCAUUACAGAAUUGGGUCUCCAGUGUAGAAUGGUUUCUACAAGCAUUUCACAAAUGACACCGAUUCUCUUUGCUUCUGGGUGCAAUUCAGGGUGUUGACUCUGAUCUAUAAACUGUUAUGUAUUUAGGUCCUGAGUAACUGAGAUGGCCUCUCCGGCCGCUGUAGCAACUCAAAAUCAGCUAGGACACCUUUGCUGACAAUGUCUAGAUCUGAAGGAGGAUUAUGAAAUUGAGAUGGUGCAAGUAACAGUGGGGAAUUGGUCAACAAAUGUCUUCAGUGUUCAGUGCCUUGAGAGUUCUUAUUCUACGAGAUGUCCUGGAUGUGACUCCAAAGUGCCAGGGUAAUCCAGAAGUUCUCCCAUUUCCUGUAUUGCUGCAACAUGCUACUGUCCAUAUUUAUUUUUUUCCAUGUUUCAUGUUUCCAAUUUGCGUUAUGUAAAGUUCUUCUUCUUCAGAAGCAAAAUGUAAAAGUUGGGUUGGUUUGUUUUUUUUAAACGGAAGGUUCAUAUUGUUUCUUGCAAGUUACCGCCAGUAAAAUUUAAGUGUUUUUUGUUUUGUUUUGUUUUAACUAGCUGCUUUGAAAACUGCAUCUGAUAAUUUUCCAAGUGCAAAGAAUGAAGAACUUGCCCAGACAAAAUGCUUUUGAUCCUUCAUCUCUAACUAUCUGGAGCAUCUGCAUUUGCUUUAUACAAGUACUUGGUCACAAGACAAACAUGGUUUGAGAGUGGGGGUUAAAUUUAAUUAAGAUCAGAGAGAUGAAAUUUUAGAUCACAAAACACCUCUGUUAUCAAUGAUACAAUAACUAUUGGAUUUUACUUAAGAGUGGCUAUCCUGGGUCAGAUCAAUGGUCCAUCUAGCCCACUGUCUUGUCUUCCAACAGUGGCCGAUGCAGAUGCUUCAAAAGGAAUGAAAAAAACAUGGCAAUUAUCAAGUGAUCCAUCCCCUGUUGUCCAAUCCGGCAUCUGGUAAUCAGAGGCUUAUGGACACCGAAAGCAUGGGGUCGCUUCCUUCACCAUCUUGGCUAAGAGCCAUUGAUGGACCUGUCCUCCAUGAACUUCUCUAAUUCUUUUUUGA
Molecule: messenger RNA, 3146 nt
Organism: Gopherus evgoodei (Goodes thornscrub tortoise)
Lineage: Eukaryota; Metazoa; Chordata; Testudines; Testudinidae
Gene: SELENON
Product: selenoprotein N
Exons: 13
Biological process (GO): calcium ion homeostasis; skeletal muscle fiber development
Cellular component (GO): endoplasmic reticulum membrane
Source: RefSeq, a predicted model, not a curated record